This is a messenger RNA of Ictalurus punctatus (channel catfish), 762 nucleotides long. Its product is annotated as hemoglobin subunit beta. The transcript has 3 exons. Lineage: Eukaryota; Metazoa; Chordata; Actinopteri; Siluriformes; Ictaluridae. The record is from RefSeq and is a predicted model, not a curated record. Gene Ontology annotation, biological process: oxygen transport; hydrogen peroxide catabolic process. Bases 122 to 565 code for a protein of 147 amino acids. Gene Ontology annotation, cellular component: hemoglobin complex; blood microparticle; haptoglobin-hemoglobin complex. Gene Ontology annotation, molecular function: peroxidase activity; organic acid binding; haptoglobin binding.
GCGCCCAAUCGCCUGAAUCUGGGAGGAGUAGUCAAAUGAAUAUAUAAGCUGGGGACCAAGGCUGUUUGCGUCUAUUACUCUUUGUUCAAUAAGACAUUCAGAAACCCCAAAAGCCAGCAACAUGGUUCAGUGGACAGACUUCGAGCGCACUACCAUCCAGGACAUCUUUUCCAAGAUCGAUUACGAGUCUGUCGGUCACCAGGCACUGACAAGGUGUCUGGUCGUGUACCCAUGGACCCAGAGGUAUUUCAGUAAAUUCGGAAACUUGUAUAACGCCGCUGCCAUCUUGGGAAAUCCCAAAGUUGCUGCCCACGGCUUGACGGUAAUGCGUGGUCUGGAGAAAGCUGUGAAGAACAUGGACAACAUUAAGAGCACUUACGCCGACUUGAGUGUGCUGCACUCUGAACAACUGCACGUGGAUCCCCAAAACUUCAGGCUGUUGGCUGACUGCAUUACCAUUGUAGUUGCCUCUGUCCUGGGUGCUAACUUCACAGCUGAAGUGCAGGCAGCUCUGCAGAAGUUCCUGGCGGUCAUAGUCUCCGCACUCGGGAAACAGUACUAUUAGAUGCUGAAUGUGCUUUUGACGGAGAGGACCAACAAAACAUUUGCGUUUUUAAAAACGACCCUGUACUUGUAAAAGAAAAUAAACGUCUAAAUAAAACAACCAAUAUUAAUUUGAGAGUUGUGUGGCCGAUUCGUUGUACGUUUAGGAAUUUUUCUACCCAAAAAUAACUAUCUAAAAUAAGACAGGCAUUUAUUUCC